Messenger RNA from Symbiodinium sp. CCMP2456, 993 nucleotides. NCBI's taxonomy places the organism in Eukaryota, Dinophyceae, Suessiales, Symbiodiniaceae. The record is from the annotation of a GenBank genome assembly.
AUGCGACUCCCGCUGUGCCGAAGCAGUGCCUUCUUGGCACUUCUUGGCUUCGCCCAGCCAGGUGGAGCCGUUCGGUCUGUCGGCGUUCGAACCGAUGCUGCCGGAUCCCACGGCUGUAGCAUGGUGAAAGGCGCUCGAUCCCGGGAAGGCUUUCACUUCGCAGCGCGGUGCAAGUGUACCGGCGAGGAGUCGGUGCUCUCCGAGGAAUGUGGCGAUCAAGCGGGAGAUCGGAAGUUCGAUCUUACUCGCCUUCCCGUCGAGGAUGAUGGAUAUAUAUACGGGAAGUCCAUUAUCGUCCCACUCUGCCGCUGCAUGGUCAUGGACAUGAGCGACCGAGGUGCCAGGCCUGGCGUGUCAAAAGCAAGGGAGUUGGCAGCAGGAAGAGGGAGAUCCGCGCCCCCAACAGUGAUCGCAGAGGAUUGCCACCCAUUUGGUGCUUCCUACCUUCGUCGCUGGCAGGCCUGCAAGUGCAAAAAGGAGCAGCACUUGUCCUUCGAAUGUGGAAAGAGGGCCGCCCUGCGCAAGUUCAGCCCCAACGACCCCGAGGUGCAGGGAAGCGGGUGCCGGUGCCUCUCCGAGUCGGAGCUGAUGAGGAACAAGAGCUUCGUGGGCGACUUGAUGGACGCGCCUCUGCCGAUCAGUAAAGUUCCAGAGCCGCUGGAAGACGGGCCGGUACAGACACGACCGUCGCCGACGUCCUACUCUUCCGAGGUGCUGGAGACCCCCAGAUGCAAGGUGGAUCCACCGGAGGGCUUUGCUUUCGGCGACAUCGUGCGCAUCGAGAAGAAGGUCUCAGCCGGCCAUCUUAUCGAUCUCUGGGGCGUAGGCCUCUUCCCGCAGUCCAAGCAUGCCAAAAUCAGUGGGACAAUCGCGCAGGUCGUCUGUUCUGAGGGGACAUCGGGGACGCAGGGCCGCGUUUGUCUCCGGAAAGGAAACAUGGGCAUGAAGUCUUUGGGCUGCUGGUCGCCUUCGAACCUCGAGAAGUUGGACUAA